Molecule: messenger RNA, 1182 nt
Organism: Dissoconium aciculare CBS 342.82
Lineage: Eukaryota; Fungi; Ascomycota; Dothideomycetes; Mycosphaerellales; Dissoconiaceae
Product: ribosomal protein L16
Exons: 2
Coding region: 65-778 (237 amino acids)
Biological process (GO): mitochondrial translation
Cellular component (GO): mitochondrial large ribosomal subunit; ribosome
Molecular function (GO): structural constituent of ribosome; rRNA binding
Source: RefSeq, a predicted model, not a curated record
GACGUAUCGCAACAGCAAUGUUCUAGUAGCAUCAAAAACCACUCUUCUGAGAGAUAUUGCAAGUAUGGCCGUGGCCAAAUUAAUGAUGCCGGGUCCGGUUACUGUAAUGUCCCGAUUCACAGCGACUCGUGCUUGCUGUCUCUCAUCUAUGCUGGAUACACUUUCAAUACACCCGGGAUCACAGUCACGAACAUUCUCCUCAUCACGAGUAACAUUUGAUUGGCUGUCACCGCGAUCCGGCGAGUCUUCAAAAUCACGAAAAGGUCGACCGCGGGUACCGACAGGAGGCAGUGUGAAGGGCACGACAGUCGUUUGGGGAGAAUAUGGAAUCAGGUUGAAGGACACAAGCCGACGUAUCAGCGCAUCACAGCUAAAGAUUGCCGAUGAGACGAUCAAGAAGCGCCUGAGAGGAAUGAAAUACCGCAUCUAUCACCGUAUUUCAGCGAACAUCGGUGUCUACACGAGCGGAAACGACCAGCGUAUGGGAAAGGGAAAAGGAUCUUUCGAUUACUGGUCAGCAAGGGUUCCCGUCAGCCGAAUCCUUUUUGAACUCAAAGGCGACAUUCACGAGCAGAUUGUCAGAGACGCCUUUCGGUUGGCUGGAAAUAAACUUCCGGGCCAGUACGAGUUUGUGAAGAAGGGUGAUCCACCGGUUAUGGGCAUCACUAAGCUAGCAAAUGGAGUCACAGAAGAGUCAUUGCGCAGACCGAGAAUGCCCGUGCCAGCGCCGAGCUUGGAUUCGACUGCUGAGCGGAUGCCUGCCACUACUCCUCCGUGAGGCAGAUUUUACCUUCGAUGCAGAUCAGUGCAUCAAGUCGGCAGUCUUGUAUUGCGCUCGAGGCGAAAAUGUCAAACGAUUGACGCUCUGUACAACACUCGUGAAACUUGUUGUCCUGAUACACUGCAACCAAGCAUCCGCCUGUCCUUUGUGGAAAUUUGGAAGCGCCUGUAAAUUUCGUGUAGCAUAGAUUUGGAAUUGUACGAAGUUUAUAGUUCCGCUCCAGUAUAAAACUUCCUACGACACUCAGCCGCGCAGCCUUCUCUCAGCCGAAGAGGCGACGCUCGUACUCAGUCAAGCAGCUCAAUUGAAUGAAAGCGUCUAUGUGCAGCCAUAGCAAACGCCGGCAUGCGCAUGCUGCACAUCUCGCAUGUCUGACACGAAUCACUCUCUUCUCCAUCUUC